GAUGCGGGGUCCGGCGGCGGCGCUGCGCGAAGUGCUGCGCGACUUCCUCUCCUUCCACCGCGCGAACUGGGCGGAAGGGAAACUUUCGGUCUGCAACGAGGCGGCGGUGACGAGCCCGGCCCGGCGCCUGCUGGCCUCGGGCGCCGGCUUGCCCGACGGCUGGGGGAGGUGGGACGUGUACGGCAUCGCGGAGAGCUGCCUGGCCAUGAAGGGCGAGCGCGGCGCGGUGGUCUUCCGCAAGCUGGCCCGGGCCUUCGAGUUCCUCGAGCUCGUGUGCGCCAACCUCUUCCUCUCGCCGUGGAGGAGGGAGAUCAAGUCGCUGAAGACUUUUACAGGAAACUAUGUCUACUACGUACAGUCUGUUCUCCCAGAAGGGGUGGUGCAAAGACUGCUGAAGGAAAUAGGUUACGUCCCAACCACGGCCACUGAGUUUUCACUGGUGAGGAAGCCGGAUGAGGGGGAAGCCGAGCAAGCAGCCUUUGAAAUAUUCCUUGCCAGACUCGAAUGCGAGGAUCUCCUUGACAUGGCUGAAGAUGUGAGGGACAGUGAUUUGGGGGACAUACUGCAGAAGAGAGCCCAAAGGCGUUGGCAUCCUGCAGGGAACCUAGCUGGAAAGGCCCCGCCUUUUCUGGGAAAGGAAAAUGUGGUUGUUGGAGGAAGAAACGAAAGGCAAGGAGGCUUCAGUCCUCCACAGACAGAUGUGGCCCCCAGCAAAUUGACUUUUGAAGAAGCCAAAAACACAGAGCUCAGAAGUGAGCUUGGCCUCCAGUGCACCACAGCGGAGCCUCGGGCAGCCCCUUCCAAAUGUGUCUGCAAGCAAAAUGCAAACCAAUGGAUCCAAGCAGGUGCCUCAACAGGCUGCCCUGUCAAAGGCUCCGAUAGUGAGGAUUUCCUGAUUAAGUAUAGUGACCUUGUCAUUGGCCAGAAGCCUCUCCACUUUGCAGAUGUCCCUCCCAAAGCAUCAGAUGAUGCAACUCCAAACACGGGAGUCAUGGGGACAAAGCUAGGGCUACCAACAAACGGGGCACCCUCCCUCACUCUUCUGUCCCCCAGUGCAAGCGGCCCGCAGGCUUUAGCCAUACUGAAUGAUGUCACUUUAGAAAGCAAGGUCCCUUAUGACUAUGGAAGCCCAGAAUCUUCCACAGAGACCAUUGAAUCCAAAAUCUGUGGUGCCAUGAGGUGCCUGAACCUUCACAGAGCAAAUCUAAUGGACCAUCCCCAAGAAUUGAAAGGGGACAACAUGCAACAUGACAACCACCAUGCGGGGCACAGCUGCUUGAGGGAAGAGAGACCCACUGACUUGUCCUCAAGUGAGAAGACGCAGUCCAAGAAAGACUGUGUGGAGAGACUUGUGCAUCCUGUAGAGGAAACGGCACAAACAGAGUCCAGAGGAAGCAAGGGGAGAGCCAAAGAUUUUAGUCAUUCUCAGAUGAAACUUGCAGAUCUGCCCGGUGGCACCAGGGAAGGCUUUCAUGUCGACCUCUAUUCAUCAGACCUCUUCUGCAGCAUUGCUGGUUGUGGCUGUACCAUGGCUGGUUCAAACUACAGCAGGCCUCUGGCAGGCCUUCCAGGAGCAUGUGAUGCUGGACAGUACUGCAGGCAUUGCCAAGAGUUGCUCAGGUCAAGCCACCCCUUGGCUCAGUAUCACAGCAGCAUUCCAGCCAGAGUGCCAUACAGAGAAGGCUCUCCUUUCCAGUUCUCCUUCUCAGACUUCCAGUCUUGUGUUGCGCCUGUGACUGAAACUAACCCAGAGGGUUAUGUCAUCAUCAACAAGGAGCACUAAGCCGCAAGGGCAACUGGUGCCCGUACAUUCCAAGUUUGCAAUGUCAUUUAUGGGCAAAAAGAAAAAUGUGUUCAGCAGCACAUUUGAAAAAUGCAUCCUUUUGAAAAAAAAAUACUUUAAUCGAUACAAGAAAAUGCAUAUUUCAAAAAUGCACAGAACUGUAAACUUACAAAAAUACGUACAGGAAAAAAAACCAAGACUUGCAAUCUGUUACAGAUGGAGCAAGCUUUAAGAUGCAGUUCAGAGAACCUUGAAAAGCUUGAGCUUUGCUGAUUUGCGUAGGCCUAACUAUGCUUGCUGCAAACGUUUGAAAAGUUACAUCCAUGAAAAAGCAUCCUGGGAGUGAGUGCUGUUUCCUGGGCUAACCUGACACAAGGCAGGCCACUUGGUAAUGUCAUUAAAUUAACUAGAUUAUAAAAACCUCUGAUACAAAUUUGUAUCUUGCUCUGCCUCAGCUCAGUGUGGGUAGAGUGUAUUUGAAUUAAAUCCCAAGGAUGGUCCCUCUAGAGGGGUGUUUUUUCUUGUGAUUGUAUUUCAGAUGUUGUCUGUUCAGCUAAAAAGAAGCAUAAAUCUGCUAGUAUACUUCUAAAAUCAUACUGUUCCAAUGAAUAAUUAAACCAGUUUUCAAACUGUUCCAUUUAAUCUGAAAAAGAACAAACCACAAGAUGUCUUUCAACAUCACUAGGUGUUUAAUAAAGAAGUAAGAAGAGGAAUGUUAGAAUGUGACUCUUCUAAAGGAUGGGGCAAAAAUGCUUCAGUAAAUAAAAUAGCUUUUGACUUC
Messenger RNA from Varanus komodoensis (Komodo dragon), 2564 nucleotides. Its product is annotated as spermatogenesis-associated protein 2-like. The transcript is spliced from 2 exons. Bases 2 to 1783 code for a protein of 593 amino acids. Gene Ontology annotation, cellular component: cytoplasm. Lineage: Eukaryota; Metazoa; Chordata; Lepidosauria; Squamata; Varanidae. The record is from RefSeq and is a predicted model, not a curated record.